AUGGGAAGCACAGAUGAAGAGGGCGCGAAGGGCGGCUUGCCCUUGGUUCUGGAUGUCGAUGUGUUGGUGGUGGGUGCUGGACCAUCCGGUGCCUCACUCAGCUGCUUCUUGGCAUCUUAUGGCGUCAAUGCAUUGAUGAUAUCCGAUGUUUCUGCCCCAAUGACACAUCCACGUGCUAAUUACUUCAAUAUGGCAGGUCUAGAGUGCUUGCGAGAGAUUGGUCUCGAAGAAAAAGCGCUUGAGAUCGGCUUCCCGGUAUCUGAAUACUCACCAUAUACACGAUUUUGUAACACUCUGGCUGGCGAGGAGAUCUACCGCGCGUAUGCUCAUGGAAGCGAUCCUCACAGACAUGGAGAGUACCAUGAUGCGAGUCCAUCUGGAAUUCUAUGUUUGUGCCAGACCAAGCUCGAACACCUGCUCUUAGGCUAUGCGGCAGACCAUGGAGUUCCGACCCGAUGGAACACACGGCUCCUCACCUUCGCCGAAGAUCGGAAAAGUGAUACCGUCCUCGCCGUCUUGGAGAACACGUUGACCCAGCAGAGAUCCAUGGUCCGCUGCAAGUACCUUGCAGCCGCCGAUGGAGCGAACAGUAGCAUUCUACCCAUGCUUGAUAUUCCAGUGGUAGUAGAAGCGAGUAGUGGAUCAGUAACCAGUGUGCAUGUCGAAGCAGACCUAGGGCAUCUGGCAUCGCCUACACCAGCCCUACUCAACUAUCUGGGCUGUCUGGAUGCACCACAGCCUCUGUACGGACCUAUAGGCAUCGCACAUUUCAUCGAACCAUGGAAGACCUGGUCUCUGUCUCUCUUUCCCCAUCCGAGCUGUACGCAAGAACCCACCGAUGAAAUGGUCAUGACUCGCAUCAAGGAACUCAUCGGAGACGACAGCGUCCAUUACGAGGUCAAGGGCAUCAAGACAUGGGCUCUGAAGAACAUCUACGCGGAGAAGUACUCGCAAGGGAAAGUCUACUGUGUCGGAAACGCCGUGCACCAGCAUCCGCCUUUUGGAGGUUUGGGCACAAGUACCUGUCUUGAGGAUGCAUUCAACCUUGCCUGGAAAUUCGCACAUGUCUUGCAGGGUAAAGCAGGCAAGUCUCUGUUGGAUUCCUACAGUAAUGAGCGGCAGCCGGCUGGCAAGUACGUGGUUGGCCGGACCGCUCUGAAUGGUAUACUCAAUUUCAAGGUCUUUGGCAUGAUGGGAUACCUCGAUGGAGAGACGACCAUGGACAGACGAGCGAGAAUGUCAGAUUUGCUGAAAGAAGACUCACCCGAAGGCGAGAGUCUACGAUGCGAAUUCCGCAAAGCAGUGCAAGACCUCGGCGAUGAACGACACAAUGUUGGAGCCGUCAUGAACCAAUGGUACAAGUCCGAUGCAGUAUAUUCACAGGAUGAGCUGGAGGAACCACCAUGGCCAAAGACGGAAUCAGAACGCAGCUGUAAAGUGUACACCAGCACAUAUCCAGGUUGGCGGGUUCCACAUGCUUGGCUGAGCGUGUCACAAAAGGAGCGAGGUGGUCGCAAACCUCUGGUCUCAACACGGGAUCUCGUUGGACACGGCAAGUUCGUCAUCCUCACAGGUAUUGGCGGAAAGAAUUUGUGGGCACCCGAAGCGAAGAAAGCUGGUCUGGCACUUGGAGUAGACAUUGAAGUACUUGGUAUUGGUUGGGGACAAGAUUAUGAGGAUACUUUCUUCCGAUGGAGUGAGGUACGACAGGUCAGUGAGCGCGGAGCUGUGUUGGUCCGGCCAGAUCGCACGGUUGCAUGGCGAGCCCAAGGAUCGCCUGCAGAUGCACCCUCAACGCUCGAAGAUGUACUCAGGAGCGUGCUUUGCUUAUGA
Molecule: messenger RNA, 1833 nt
Organism: Ramularia collo-cygni
Lineage: Eukaryota; Fungi; Ascomycota; Dothideomycetes; Mycosphaerellales; Mycosphaerellaceae
Product: related to phenol 2-monooxygenase
Exons: 4
Coding region: 1-1833 (610 amino acids)
Molecular function (GO): FAD binding
Source: RefSeq, a predicted model, not a curated record